This is a messenger RNA of Galdieria sulphuraria, 1977 nucleotides long. Its product is annotated as transferase, transferring glycosyl groups / transferase, transferring hexosyl groups. The record is from RefSeq and is a predicted model, not a curated record. The transcript is spliced from 5 exons. NCBI's taxonomy places the organism in Eukaryota, Rhodophyta, Bangiophyceae, Galdieriales, Galdieriaceae. The coding region runs from base 22 to 1866 and encodes 614 amino acids. Gene Ontology annotation, molecular function: glycosyltransferase activity.
AGAUUCGUGUUGUCCCUUACGAUGCCAGUUUGGCAGUUUUUCUUUUCGCACAUUAUUCUGGCAAUUCUCUUGUGUAUUCUAAACUGUCCCAAUAUACUUUCAGACUCUGUUGGUUACUUGGAAGAAACGAAAGGAAAUAACUCGUCUCUUGGGUUUACCGGGUUGAUUGAAAACUUCUCAGUAACACCCAAUUAUAAGCCCUUAGAAGAGCAAUUUGCUCCAGCGAACAGUUUUAUUCGAGAAAGUUGUAUUCAAGGGACCCAUGACCGACACGCUUAUGUAACGCUACUGUAUGGCUCGUCAUAUUUGUUACCUGUACGGGUUAUGAUGCAGUCCCUUCGAGUAAAUAGUCCAGACAACUUUAGAAAGAUAGUCUUGGUUACUUCGGAUGUUUCAGAGAAUGCUAUUGCACAACUCCACAGUGAAGGAAUAGAAACUCGCAAGAUUUCUUCUGUAAAUAAUCCAUAUGCAAAGGAUUCAAAAUACGACGCACGGUUUGAUGAAGUUAUGGCAAAGUUGACGAUUUUUAAUAUGACCGAUCUGGAUUCCGUUGUAUAUAUUGAUGCAGACUCCUUAGUAUUUGGGCCUUUGGGUGAUCUUUUUCACUGUGCGGACUUUUGUGCAGCAUUUAUCAACCCUUGCUUAUUUAAUUCGGGAGUGAUGGCUUUGAAACCGUCUCGCACUGUAUUUGAAGAUAUGAUGCAAAAGCUUCCUAUUCUUCCAAGCUAUGAUGGUGGAGAUCAAGGCUUCUUGAACUCCUAUUUUUCUUCAUUAUAUUAUGCCCCUGUAUUUGAUCCCUCUUCCGAAAAUGGUACUGGAGGACCGCUUAGAAGACUUCCUUUUGGUUGGCAUCUCGAUCAUAUACUAUUCUAUCCUCGAUUCCGUUGGGAAAUUCCGGAGAAGCCUUGUGGCUCAAUGAAAAUUGUGGAGUUUCUUGGGGGUCCUUUUUUAAAGCCUUGGAAAUGGUGGAGUUAUCUUAUUUGUGAUUUGAGUUAUGUUUGGUUAGAAUAUCGCAUGCAGUUGAAAUUUCCCUAUCCUCCUGGUUAUAUGACUGGAUGGGGCAUAUUCUUACGUUGUGUUUGUAUCUAUUUGUUGGCGUUUGUAGGAAUCAUAUCGCUUAAGAAGCGUUAUGCGUAUCCACGUAUUCUUGUGACAAAGUUUAUUGACAUGUUAUGGUCUUACAUGCCUUUUCGUGAAGAAAUCUUGUGGAUUGUCAUGGAGCUGAUUCACGAUAGAGCCUUUUUAUUAUUCUGUUUAGGCUUGGGAUUUUUUUUAUGGGUUUUGACUACUGCAGUUUCUUGUAUGCUUAUUCCAGUAAUGUUACCACCUUGGCGUGCAGCGAUAUUGUAUUUACAUUACAAAGCUUUACUUUUUGGCUACAGUUUGAUUCUGUUUGGUCUCUUUUGCUCUUCACACGCAAAAAGUAGCGAUUUUCUAAAAUGGAAGGGCAAACCAUUUACUGUUUGGAUGGAAUCUUUUGUUUGGAUUGGUAUCGAGACUUUCUUUGCUCCUGUAGGCUUCUAUGUCUUCUGGCACAUUCCUUGGAAGACUGCAUUUCAAAAGGCACUCUAUGGACUCUUCACUAUAGGAUUUUAUCUUUGUGUCAUUGCAUUUAUGUUUUGUCGUGUAAGCUUUCUGUGGCUUCGUUGGGGUGCUGCGAGAUACGAAGCACAAAGAGCGAGAGCUCGUUCCCUGCCAUUGGACGAAGGUAGCAAUAAUUGGAAUGUAGACAUUACGGAUAGUCGUUUCAAAGUUUCGGAACCUUCCACUUCGUUGUAUGUUUCUCCAGUAAUGUCAUCUUUCCAAGAGAAUGCUCGAAAGCGAGCUGCUGAAAGUAGAAGUCCUUAUAAAACUCAACAAUCCUGAUAGAGUCCAUUUAUCGAUAUACUAUCAUUUGAUAUUAUAUGAAUAGAUAUUUUAUGCAAUAGAUUUACUUCAACUGUACAUUUGCGAUAGACUCAUACAUCUACCAUCAUC